Messenger RNA from Symbiodinium sp. CCMP2592, 1536 nucleotides. Lineage: Eukaryota; Dinophyceae; Suessiales; Symbiodiniaceae. The record is from the annotation of a GenBank genome assembly.
AUGAAGGUUUGCUUGGCCGCGGCUCUUGCUGCCGCCUUGGCGGCGACGGCGAUGGCCCAGGACUCUCCCGCUGAGCUUCUUCGUGAGCUGCAGGCGCAGCGGUCGUUGCUGGAAGAGCAGCGAAAGGAGCUGAAGAAGAUGACCGAAACUCAGGAGAGUUUUGCUGGUGCCAUGGAUUCGGCUUGGCUGGUCCUCUGUGGCGCGCUGGUCAUGUUUAUGCAUGCCGGAUUUGCUAUGUUGGAGACUGGCUGCUGCCGUGCCAAGAAUGCCUCGAACGUCCUGAUGAAAAAUCUCGUCAAUGUGUCAGUUGGCACAUUGGGUUGGUGGAUCUUUGGCUGGGCCUUUGCCUAUGGCUCCCAAGCCGGGGGCUUCAUUGGCACCGAUGGCUUCUUCGGCCUCGGUUUCUACCACAAGGAUGCAGCCGGCAACAUUGUGCCUGUGGAAUGUGAGGACGGGAACUGCCAGUCCACCAUGCUGAGCUGGUUCUUCCAAUGGGCCUUCUGCACUGCCGGCGCCACCAUCGUGAGCGGAUGCGUGGCAGAGCGUGUGAAGAGCCCCACCUAUGCUGUGUUCGCGUUCUGCAUGACUUCUUUCAUUUACCCCAUCAUCGUCGCUUGGACCUGGGGCGGCGGCUGGCUCGCCAGCAUCUUCGGUGUGGGAUACAUGGACUUCGCAGGAUCCGGCGUCGUUCACUUCACCGGAGGCGUCUGCGGCCUUGCUGGCACGACCAUCCUCGGCCCCCGAAAGGGACGCUUCGAGAAUCCCGAGGAGUUCGAGAUGCACAAUGUCCCACUGGUCGUGCUCGGAACCUUCGCGCUUUGGUUCGGCUGGUAUGGCUUCAACCCAGGCUCCACCCUCUCGAUGCAUGAUAAGGAGAUGGGUGCCCUCGCGGCACAGGUGGCCAUGAACACCACUCUCUCUGCCGCCACCUGCGGCAUCACCGUGUUCUUGCUGAAGUUCGUGAUCGUGCGCAAGUACGAUGUCGGCGCGCUUUGUAACGGCAUCCUUUCCGGCUUGGUGUCCAUCACUGCGGGGUGCGGGAACAUGGAGUGCGGCAGUGCUGUGCUCACCGGCUUCAUUGGCGCUUUCUUCUACAUGGCAGCAUCCAUGCUCCUUGUGAGACUGAAGAUCGACGACCCCGUGGAUGCCAGCCCGGUGCACGGAGCCUGCGGCAUUUGGGGGCUUCUCGCAGCUGCGCUCUUCGAUUGGGGGAAGGGCUUCGACCACUACCACGGCUGGAGCGGGUUCAGCUGCAUGGCCGGUGACGAUGGUGAGUGCAUGAGGCAUAUUGGCGGCACCGCCGUUGGAGCGCAGAUUGUGAUGAUUCUGGCCAUCAUCGCAUGGGCUGGGACGCUGUCCACGCUUUCCUUCCUGGCCCUGAAGUUUUCGGGGCUUCUUCGCAUUGGCGAGCACAUUGAGAAGGUCGGCUACGACAUGCACAAGCACUCUCCUUCGAAGGCCUAUGCCUUCAAUGCCUAUGGCGGCUAUACCAAAGAAUCAUCGAGUGAGGCUUCGGGUUCAGAGGGUUCAGAGUGA